Molecule: messenger RNA, 1041 nt
Organism: Porites lobata
Lineage: Eukaryota; Metazoa; Cnidaria; Anthozoa; Scleractinia; Poritidae
Source: the annotation of a GenBank genome assembly
AUGAUGAACGUAUCAACUGGCACGAGCGCAAAUAGUACGUUAGUAGUACGUUCCUCAUACACGCCAAAUUCAGUUCUUUCACGAGUAGAAGGAAUAACAGUGUCUUUUUUUUUCUUGUUGGAAGCUGUCCUGAUUGUCACAGGAAACUUUCUCACAAUUGGUCUCUUUGCAACAGAGCGAAAACUUCGAAAGAAGAGUCUUUUUCUGGUAGUAAACAUGGCUUUCGCAGAUUUGAUUUCAGGAGCUGUUUCCUUGCCUUUGUAUGUGUACUUAUACAUCGGUCCCACCUAUCGGCUAUGGAAAUGGCAUACAUCAUACAUAACGUUGCGUAUCGGUUGGGACAUCACUGAUGCCAUCUUCUCACAGGCAUCAUUAAUCUCUGCUGUUUUUAUAGCCUUUGAACGAUUUUACGGCAUUUACUGGCCGCUAAAACACCGAACUUUGUCACCCAAAGCGUACUACAUUACAAUUGUCAUCGUCUGGACGCUGGCCUUGCUGGUUUCGGCGGUGUUCAACCCUGUCAAGUACUUGAUUUCAGAAAAAGCAGCUACGUAUGCUUGGAUGUCAUUCCCUUUGCUGUUUCUAUUUAUUGUUUGUGCUUGUAACAUUGGUAUUUGUAGAACUUUCCACAAGAGAAAAGUUUCUUCACAACAGGGAAACAGAGCAUCUCAAACCCAACGCUUGACCAUAACCUUGUUGCUCGUGUCCACCAUUUCUCUACUGUCAUGGCUUCCUCUAGUAACUGCAAACUACAUAUUCUAUGUUCAAAACAUUAAUACAUGUAAAUGGCAUUUGAUUUAUGAUAUCAUAAAUAUUCUCAACUUUUCUAACUGUUUUGUUAACUCGGUUUUGUACUCAUUAAGAAUACCUGAGUUCAGACAAGCACUAGCUUUAUGCCUCACAAGAUGCCAAAAAGUAAUAAACAGACCGGGUGGACACGAAGAAAGAGAUAACCGAAGCUUUGAUUUGACUCCACUACCAAACAACUCGAGCCCUCUGCAGCAGGAUUUUGAACUGAAACCUGUAGUCACUAAAGUGUGA